AUGAUUGAUAACUUCUUUAGUACAGGUGGCACCACAAAAAAACAAUCAUCAAGUAACAAGCCUGCGAACAAGAAGAACAUACCAGAGACAAAAGCAUGGCUACCAAAAUUACGACCAGCUACAUCUGAUUUUGAUUUUGCAUUAGACGCAACACAACACACAGAUAAACCUCCAAAUAAAGGUGAAAUACCAGUACCUUCGCCAAAACCAGGCUCCUUAACAGGCAUUAGAAUUUGCGCUUCAGGAACAUUACCUCAUUUUACUCGUGCUGAGGUCAGAGAUUUAAUUACAGCAUGUGGGGGCACUUUACAAGCAGCAAUAAAGGAUAAUGUCGAUAUAUUCCUUCGAGGCUGCCUUAAUGUUUCUCAAGACAAAUUAAAUUCCGCUUUAAAGAAAGGCAUCUCAGUGAUUGACGAAGAAGGCCUUUUAGCUAUGCUUGCUGCAGUGGGAUGUACGAAUAUCGAAGGAUUUGAAGCAGAAAAAGACCAAAAACAUACCGAGGAAGUUCCUCAGUCAAAGUCAAAGGGACAACAAGAAGAGGUAAUUAAAGAAGUUGAAGGAAAGAGAGUACAAAAGCCAGAAGUUAAACAACCAAAGCAGCAAACGUUAGCAUUUGGUGGAAUUAAUUUCAAUGAUAAGAAAGAAAGUUCAGCUACAAACCUGAUUAGCGAAAAAUAUCGUCCACAGAAUCGUAAUGACCUCAUUGGUAACAAAGAUCUUAUAGAAAAAAUUGACAAUUGGUUAAUUACAUUUUCAAAGCAAGACAAGAAAGCUGUUUUAAUAAGUGGCCCUCCAGGUAUCGGUAAAACAUCAACAGCUCUACUCCUUGCAAAGUCAAGAGGCUACCAUGUUGUUGAAUACAAUGCAAGUGAUGUUAGAAACAAAGCUGCAAUUGAAGAUAUUGCAAAAACAUUGUUUAAUGGCAAAACUCUAUAUUCUUUUACUCAGCAGAAUACUAAUAACAAACAACACGCAAUUAUAUUUGAUGAAAUUGAUGGAAUGUCAACAGGAGAUCGCGGAGGAGUUCAAGCUUUGGCUCAGUUCAUUGAGAAGUCAACAUUUCCAAUUUUUUGCAUAUGUAAUGAUCGCCAAUCAGAGAAACUCAAGCCAAUAUUGAAAUAUGUUUUAGACAUACAGUUUUCUGCACCAGAUAAGAAAGAGAUGAUCCAAAGAGUCUUUGAAAUAUCCAAGCAGGAAGGCAUCAAAAUUGAUAGAAAGAAUUUAUUUGCUGCAAUUGAUAAAUCAGGUGGUGACAUGAGAUCUGCCUUAAAUGCAUUGCAGUUAUGGUCAUCAAAUUGUGGAAAUGCACAUGAGAAAACAGCAGAUGAAUACGCAACAAUGGAUGGUUUCGAAGCAGCCAAGAAAUUAUGCACAGAAAAAGAUUUCGAGAAAAGAAUUUCUUUAUUCAUGGUUGAUUAUUAUAAAUGCCCUGAUUUUAUUCAUGAUGUAUUGACAUUUAAUGGAAACAUGAAACAAUACGCAGAUGCUUUAGAUUCAAUGAGUGAUGGUGACACUGUUCAAACGAUUCUCAACCAAGACCAGAACUACGAUUUAUUGAUUCCUAUGGGAAUUAUUGGUUGCGUUACUCCCCCUGCAGUUGCACCUGUAAAAGUAACAUCAAAUAUGAGAUUCCCAGAGUGCUAUUUGAGAGCAUCAAAGAUGAACAAGAAUAACAGGUUAAUGCAGGAAUUUACUACAAGAUCUGCACGAGUUUUGCAGUCCACUCCUUCUACAAUGAGAGAAAGCACUGCAGAUAUUCUUUCUGCAAAAAUGCAAAAUUAUAUUCAAGAUCAGAAUACUCAGGAACUCAAGAAUCUUUUAGAGUUACUUGAAAUUACUCCAGAAGAUGCUGAGAAUUUGAAGAGUAUAGUUAGUUUCCAGUCAAAAGAAAAGGGUAAAUCUGCAUCACAGGAUGACAAAGCUUCGCAAAAGUUUGUUACAACUUUCCAGAAGAAAUUCUCAAAAACCCACUCAAAAACAUCACUUUCUGCGGCUUCUUCACAAGAUGAAAGAGCAUCUUACUUCAUUUCAUCUCAAGAAAUGCCAAAAGGAAAAGGAAAAGGCCGCGGUAAGAAGAAGAAAUAA
Messenger RNA from Trichomonas vaginalis G3, 2085 nucleotides. Its product is annotated as DNA clamp loader protein. NCBI's taxonomy places the organism in Eukaryota, Parabasalia, Trichomonadida, Trichomonadidae. Bases 1 to 2085 code for a protein of 694 amino acids. Gene Ontology annotation, biological process: DNA replication; DNA repair. The record is from RefSeq and is a predicted model, not a curated record. Gene Ontology annotation, molecular function: DNA clamp loader activity; DNA binding; ATP hydrolysis activity. Gene Ontology annotation, cellular component: nucleus; DNA replication factor C complex. The transcript has a single exon.